Messenger RNA from Mugil cephalus (flathead mullet), 4858 nucleotides. RefSeq names its product 3'-5' RNA helicase YTHDC2. The transcript is spliced from 32 exons. The coding region runs from base 155 to 4342 and encodes 1395 amino acids. Gene Ontology annotation, cellular component: intracellular anatomical structure. The record is from RefSeq and is a predicted model, not a curated record. Gene Ontology annotation, molecular function: protein binding; RNA binding; ATP binding. Lineage: Eukaryota; Metazoa; Chordata; Actinopteri; Mugiliformes; Mugilidae.
AUGCAGCGUCGCGGUGUGUCCCCUUCAGAGCAGAUAAACCUUCAGUCCCAAAGCGCCAGAGGAAGAAGUAGAGCAGCAGCCUUCGCCGCUGCACGUCCGUCCCUCACUAGAGAGCCGAUUGUACUGGCGAAGCUCCACACUAACCAAGGUCAUCAUGUCGAAUGCUGGUGCAGCCUCACAAAGACCAGUUAGGAGCCGUGACAAAGGCCGUCACGGUCCCAACUCCUCUGGUGUGAAAGAAAUUCACAUUGAUGAAGAAGUCAAGAUAGCAGUGAACAACUCUUUGGACAGGUUUCGCUACAGUGACCAGAGAGAGAUGGAAUUUCCUUCCUCCUUGUCCAGUACUGAGAGGGCUUUCAUUCAUCGAUUGGCGCAGUCCUUGGGUUACAUUUCUAAGAGCAAAGGAAAGGGAACAAAUCGCUUCCUCACUGUCAGGAAGAAGGAUGGCUCGGACAAGCCUCAGCCGACCACGGCCCUCACGCUUUCCCAAAAUUCCAUGUAUUUCGUCCGCAACCUGCUUCAGAGGUUUCCCUCCAGCAAGAGGGAGCGUACAGACGUGCAGAUCAACAGCAAGGGCGGCAUGUCUCUGGCUGCAGAACCUGACAACGGCUAUGACAGGAACAGGGCGAGCGGGUGCCUAAACAACGGUAUUCCUAUGGUACCUCGGAGGAGGAGUCCAUCAGAGCUGGACAGUUUCCGACGUGCCCUGCCUGUGUAUGAACAUCAGGAAGAGAUCGUCCAGCUUAUCAGAGAAAAUAGGGUGGUGCUCGUGGUGGGAGAGACCGGCUCUGGAAAAACUACACAGAUUCCACAGUUCCUGCUGGACGACUGCAGCAAGAAUGGAGAGCCCUGCAGGAUCUUCUGCACUCAGCCCAGACGGCUGGCUGCCAUCGCAGUGGCUGAGAGAGUGGCAGCCGAGAGAGGGGAGAGUGUGGGCCAGACAGUUGGUUACCACAUCAGACUGGAGAGCAGGGUCUCUCCCAAGACGCUGCUGACGUUCUGCACAUGUGGCGUGUUCCUCAGAACACUGAUGGCUGGAGAUUCUCGUCUAGCAACUGUAUCCCAUGUUAUUGUGGAUGAGGUGCACGAGCGUGAUGGUCUAACUGAUUUCCUGCUAACUAAGAUGAGGGAGGUGACUCAGAAGAUCCCCACUUUGAAAGUGAUCCUCUCCAGUGCUGCUCUGGAUAUAGAACUGUUCCUUAAGUACUUUGGCUCCUGUCCUGUUAUCUACCUCAAAGGGAGACAAUUUGAAGUGAAGGAUUUUUUUCUAGAGGACAUUCUGAGACUGACGGGCUUCAACAGUAAGGACGUCCGGAAAUACAAGGAGGACACACAGAGAAAAGAGAAAAAGGAGAAACGUUUGAGUGAGUGGUGUGAGGCAUUGGAGACUGGAGCUGGGGACAAACCGAGGACCCAUGUGCUUGCUACAAGCUUACUGCAGGACAGCAGCUGUGGAGACAGAGAGGACAGGCCCUUCAACAAGCUGACUGAGAACGGCAGAGAGCAGCUGGAGCCGUGGUUGAUAAAAGAGAUGGACUCCUGCAUUACCAACAUUUUCCUCAAUGAAGACCAGGAUGGCUUUAUUCAGCUCUUCAACCUCAUCCUCAAUGAAAGUGUUAACGUGGACUACACACACAGUGAGACGGGGGCCACGCCUCUGAUGGUAGCAGCAGGUCGAGGAUUCCUUGUACAGAUGGAGCAGCUGCUCCACAUGGGCGCAGACAUCAACAUGAAGGCAUCCAAUGGAUGGACUGCCUUAGACUUUGCCAAACACUUCCAGCAGACAGAUGCCUUGGAUCUACUCAAAUCCUCCAUUCCUUUGGGAGAGGUGAGAAGCAUGGAUGAGUCCGCUCUGGUGCAGUGUGCCACUGCAGAGAUGAGCGCUGAAGAGCAGGAUAUGCUCAAACUCUACCACCACAGCUUUGAUGAUCAGUGGGUGGACCUGGAUCUCAUCAUGGAUCUGCUGCACAACAUCUGCUCCACUACCAGUGACGGUGCUGUCCUGAUUUUUCUUCCUGGAUAUGAUGACAUAGUGGCACUCAGGGACCGCAUCAUGUAUGAUGAUAAGAGAUUCUCCACCCACUCUGAGAGCUAUCAGGUCUUCACUCUGCAUUCAGACAUGCAGACUCAGGAUCAGAAAAGAGCCAUGAAGACCUCUCCCCCUGGUGUCAGGAAGAUAAUUCUCUCUACUAAUAUUGCUGAGACAAGCAUCACCAUCAACGAUGUGGUCUUUGUCAUUGAUUCGGGAAAAGUCAAGGAGAAGUCUUUUGAUACCCUCAGUCAUGUAUCCAUGUUAAAGACAGUCUGGAUUUCAAAAGCCAGCGCUCUGCAACGGAAAGGAAGAGCCGGACGCUGCAGACCAGGGGUUUGCUUCCAUCUGUUUAGUCGACUCAGGUUCAAAAACAUGCUGGAUUUCCAGGUUCCACAGUUGCUGCGGAUGCCACUGCAGGAAUUGUGUCUGCAGACCAAACUGCUGGCUCCCUCCUCAUGUCCAGUAGCUGAUUUCUUGUCCAGAGCUCCUCAGCCUCCUCCUGCACAUGCAGUCCGUAACGCUGUUCAAAUGCUAAAGACAAUAGAUGCUAUGGACCAGUAUGAGAACCUGACAGAUCUGGGCUACCACCUGGCUGAUCUACCUGUGGAGCCUCACCUGGGCAAGAUGGUGCUGUGCGCUGUUGUGCUCAAGUGUCUGGACCCCAUUCUAACCAUUGCAUGUACCCUAGCCUAUCGAGAUCCCUUCAUCCUUCCCACCGAGAGCUCCCAGAAAAAAGCGGCCCUACACUGCCGCAAGCGUUUCACUUCCAACAGUUUCAGUGACCACAUGGCCUUGCUGAGAGCUUUCCAGGCAUGGCAGAAGGCUCAGAGCGAUGGUUGGGGGAGAGCUUUCUGUGAGAAGAACUUCCUGUCCCAGGCUACCAUGGACAUGAUACUUGGCAUGAGGACACAGCUGCUGGGACAACUCCGUGCCAUUGGUUUUGUGCGGGCCCGUGGGGGCAGCGACAUCCGUGAUGUGAAUCUAAACUCGGAGAACUGGGCCGUGGUGAAGGCAGCCCUGGUGGCUGGCAUGUAUCCAAAAAUGGUCCAUAUCAACCAGGAGACCUCCCUGCCCUCUAGUAGCAGGGAGAAGAAGGUUCACUUUCAUCCUACGUCUAUCCUGAACCAGUCCAAGUUCAAGGAGAACAGUCCAGCCAAGUCGACCCAGGCCCUUCCCACAGACUGGCUCAUCUAUGACGAGAUGAGCCGAGGACACAGGAUGGCCAGUGUCCGCUGUUGCUCCCUUGUGACGUCCAUCACUAUUGCUAUAUUUGGAGGUUGUGCCAAACUACCCAGCUCCACCCUCCACGAACCUGCCGUACAGAACAGUACUGACAGUCCACUAGAUGACUUCAGUGACAGUGACACAGAGGACCUCACAGAGAUGAGGAUAGAUGAGUGGCUCGUCUUCCAUUUGGACAGAGAGACUGCUGGACUGGUGUUUGACCUGAGGCACAAGUGGCAAAAUUUGUUCAUCAAGAGGAUCCGUUGUCCUUCAAAGCCCUGGUCUCAACAGGAUGAGGCUAUCAUCCAGGCUCUGGUUUCUGUGCUUGGAGCAGAGGAGCAGGCAGCAGGCCUGCAGCAGCCCACAGGGAUUGGUCAGCGACCCAGGCCAAUGACAUUAGAAGAAGGGCCGAGGGCCUCUGUGAAGAACUCCAAGAACAACCCCCAGCCACCCACCAGCAGCACCAGUGACAGGGCUUGUCGGAUUCCAGCGAACAGCAGAAAUGAGUCUUCACUGUCCAUAAAUCUGCUUUCUGAAGACCCUCACUCUUCCAGUAGUUCUGCUUGCUCUCUGGCUUUGGACAGACCCUCUGACUCAAAGGGUCCUUCCACCUCAGGAAAGCAGGUCUUAAAGCCGGCGUCCCCUAGGCCGGGCUUUUCAUCAGUCCGAUACUUCAUUAUGAAGAGCAGCAACAUCAGGAAUGUAGAAAUUUCUCAGCAGAAAGGGAUCUGGUCUACUACACAAAGCAAUGAGAACAAACUCAGCAAGGCCUUCCUGGGAAAUAGCCUCAUCAUCCUCAUCUUCUCUGUCCAGAGUUCUGGACACUUCCAGGGUUAUGCCCGCAUGACGUCAGCCAUCAGUCAGGAGAACUGUCAGGACUGGGGCCUGGUGGGACUAGGUGGAGUUUUCAGUGUAGAGUGGAUUCACAAAGAGAGUCUUCCCUUCCAGUGCACCCAACACAUCCUCAACCCAUGGAACGACAACAAGAAGGUCCAGAUCAGCAGGGAUGGACAGGAGUUAGAGCCCCAAGCAGGCAGCCAGUUGCUAUUACUGUGGGAGAGAAACUCUGGGAAUCAACUUCACUAAGAGUUCACUGCACGACAAAAGAUUGAUCCGAAGAAGAGGAGUUCAUCUCCUGUGUUCCGUUUGUCUUUUGCUUUUGUUUUUAAUAUGUGAGUUCUCUGAAAUUUUUAUUCAUAAAGGUACAUGCAUUCUUAAGCAGUUUGUUCACAAUAAAAUGUCUGUGGUUCGAUGAAAUGUCCUAAAAUGAAUUUCAAAAAAGAAAAUCAUUCUGUUUGUUAAGAUGAUGUCUAGUUUGUUUUCAUGCUUUGCUUUGACGGCUGAGUGAGUCUGUGUUAGUGUUCUGUUCUGUUUGGUCAAGCUUUGUUCUGGUGCCUUUUAUUAUACCUCAGAUUAACUGGACAUUGUCAGAGACUGUUUAUGGAACUGAUGAAUAUACACUAAUUUAUGGUUUUACAAUUUAAACAUUAAAAUCUAGUUUGUUUUUUUAUGCUUUUUGAGAAUGAGGGAUGAGCUGUGGACUGUUGAGGUGAGACAUGAUUGUGUAAAUGGUGCGACUAAAUAAAUUAGAGGUUCAUUUCA